CUCGAAUUCAUCAACUUCGAGAACAAUCCCAAUAGUACGAUGCUGGCCGCGGGGGUGAAGCGAUGCUUGGGGUCGCGCUUGACGACGGCCUACCGGCGUCCAUUCGCUCCAUCGACAUCGGCCCUGUGGAUGCGCGGGUUCUGCGAUCACCGAGGGGACGACGAGGACGAUGAGGGCGACGAGGACGACGUGGUCGAUGGGACAACCAAGUCGUCGUCGAAGACGAUCGCGCCAGUGGGAGAGGGUGAGAACGCGCCCUUGGUACCCCACGUGCUCGUGCUCCCGACGCACAAGCGCCCGCUCUUUCCCGGCGUGAUCCUGCCCAUGACGAUCACGAACCCCGAGGUGUCCAAGGCGCUCCAAGCGCUGCGUGACAGCGGCCAAAAGUACGUGGGUGUCUUCCUCAAGAAGGACGCGGCCAAGGCUGCCUCCAAGGAAGAGAUGGGAUACACGGGCCUGGCGAACCAGCAAGGCGAGGACUUGGUCACGACCCUCGAUAACAUUCAUCAUGUGGGCAACUAUGCGCGUAUCGACAACAUGAUUGGCUUUGAGAACAACCAUGCGAUGCAAAUUCUGCUGACGGGGCAGCGCCGGAUUACGAUCGACGGGAUCCACGACAGCGGCGUCAACCCGCUCCGCGUGGCCAUCUCGCCGCUGACGAACCCGUCGUACGACAAGAAGAACAAGAUGAUCAAGGCCUACUCGAAUGAAAUCGUCGCGACGCUCCGUGAGAUCGUGAAGCUCAACCCGCUCUUCAAGGAGCACAUCCAGUACUUUAGCCAGCGCAUCGACAUCAACAACCCGUUCUUGUUGGCGGAUUUUGCGGCGUCGAUCACGACGGCUGAUGCGGAAGAGCUCCAGAGCGUCUUGGAAGAGAUGGACUGCGAGCGUCGUUUGCAGAAGGCGCUCGAGCUCGUGACCAAGGAAACAGAGCUCUCGCGCGUCCAGCAGUCGAUCAAGGAGCAAGUGGAAGAGAAAGUGUCCAAGAACCAGCGCCAGUACCUUCUCAUGGAGCAGCUCAAGACGAUCAAGAAGGAGCUCGGCAUGGAGAAGGACGACAAGGAUGCGAUGCUCUCCAAGUUCCGCCAGCGCCUCGACGCAUUCUUGGUGCCGCUUCCGGAAGCCGGCGAAGGGACGGCCGAGACCGAUAGCAACACGGAGCGCCAAAGCCACAUUCCCGACGCCGUCCUUGAAGUCAUCGACGACGAAAUGAACAAGCUCUCGAUGCUCGAAAAGAACUCGUCCGAGUUCAACGUCACGCGCAACUACCUCGACUGGCUCACGCUUCUGCCGUGGGGCAAGUCAACGACCGAGAACUUUGACAUUGUGGCGGCCAAGGCGAUCUUGGACGCGGACCACUAUGGUCUUGGCGACGUCAAGCAGCGUAUCCUCGAGUUCAUCGCUGUUUCCAAACUCCUCGGCCAAGUCCAAGGGCGCAUCAUUUGCCUCGUGGGCCCGCCAGGUGUCGGCAAAACUAGCAUCGGCAAGUCGAUUGCUUCGUCGUUGAACCGCGAGUUCUACCGUUUCUCGGUCGGCGGUCUUAGUGACGUAGCCGAGAUCAAGGGCCAUCGCCGGACGUACGUUGGCGCGAUGCCGGGCAAGGUUAUCCAGUGUCUCAAGACGACGCAGAGCUCCAACCCGCUCAUCCUCAUUGAUGAAAUCGACAAACUCGGUCGCGGCCACACUGGCGAUCCUGCCUCGGCGCUCCUCGAGCUUCUUGACCCGUCGCAAAACACGUCGUUUGUCGACCACUACUUGGACGUGCCCGUGGAUUUGUCUCGGGUCCUCUUUGUGUGCACUGCCAACGUCACCGACACGAUCCCGGGUCCGCUCCUCGAUCGUAUGGAAGUCAUCCGACUUUCGGGAUACGACGCCCCCGAGAAGGUUGCCAUUGCCAAGCAAUAUCUCGUACCCAAGACGCUCGAGAAGAGUGGCUUGAAGAGCGAGCAUGCCCCGGCGUCGUUGUCGCUCACGGACGAUACCAUUAUGGAUCUUGUCAAGCGGUACUGCCGGGAAGCUGGCGUGCGCAACCUUGAGCAGCACAUUGAAAAGAUUUUCCGCAAGGUCGCGCUUGAGGUGGUCGAAAACAUGGCCAAGGACGAGAAGGACGUAAAAGACUAUUGCAUCACACCCGAUGGCCUCCAGAAAUAUGUGGGCCAGCCCCGAUUUACCUCGGAGCGCAUGUACGAAGCGUUACAGCCUGGUGUUGUCAUGGGUCUGGCGUGGACUGCCAUGGGUGGCUCGUCGCUGUACAUCGAAACCACAACGGUGCAAACCAAGGGCGGCAAGGGCUCGCUUGUCACGACGGGUCAAAUGGGCAGCGUCAUGGAAGAGAGCACGCGGAUUGCACACACCUAUGCCCGCCACAAGCUCGAGCAGGUGGAACCCGAGAACACCUUCUUUGAAGCCGAUCUGCACUUGCACGUGCCGGAAGGGGCGACGCCCAAGGACGGUCCGUCGGCAGGAUGCACCAUGGUGACGGCCCUCCUCUCGCUCGCGAUGAACAAGCCUGUGAAAUCCAAUCUUGCUAUGACGGGCGAGCUCUCGUUGACGGGCAAAGUGUUGCCGGUGGGCGGUAUCAAGGAGAAGGUGAUCGCGGCUCGACGUGCCGAUGUGACGACGAUCGUGCUUCCAGCGGGCAACCGCAAGGACCACGAUGAGCUGCCCGACUACCUCAAGGAAGGUCUUGACGUGCACUUUGCUAAGGUCUACGACGACGUGUUCAAAGUCGCGUUUGAGGAAGCGGCGCUUUAAAUGGAUCCAUAGACAUUGAACUUCCCAACGUGAUCUAAUUUGCUUGCGUAGCGCCUCUUUGGCGUGGUGAUGGCACCGUACACACCGUGGAAAUCACCGCAGCGCGAGGAGCGCGAGGAUGCGCCAGAGCAAAAUGAAGCCGAUGACCGCGAAAAAGUUGGACCACCGGUCGUCGUAGUUCAUCUCGUAGACCUUCUCGACGUAGUCCUUGACGCGAAUCUUCUUGGUGC
Molecule: messenger RNA, 2984 nt
Organism: Saprolegnia diclina VS20
Lineage: Eukaryota; Oomycota; Saprolegniomycetes; Saprolegniales; Saprolegniaceae
Product: ATP-dependent protease La
Exons: 12
Coding region: 40-2754 (904 amino acids)
Biological process (GO): mitochondrion organization; protein quality control for misfolded or incompletely synthesized proteins; chaperone-mediated protein complex assembly
Cellular component (GO): mitochondrial matrix
Molecular function (GO): ATP binding; serine-type endopeptidase activity; ATP hydrolysis activity
Source: RefSeq, a predicted model, not a curated record